CAGGCACGGGGGCGUUUACGUGCGAGUUUGCGGAGCGGUCUGUUGCGGUGAAUGCGUGAUUGAGGUCCCGCAGCGAAUCGUGCCCUUCUGGGGCUGGAGUGCACGAUACCGAGGAGCAGUCUGAACAGGGAGAUGUGAAGUCUAUUUCUGGGGGGCAUAUGUCCUCUCUGCCUUUCAUUUCCCUUAUGAUGCUCAUGGGAUAGGGAAGUUUUGUAUCCCACCACAGCCCCACCAUCCUACUGGAGUCUUUUGUGCCAAGAUUAAGUUGUGUUGAAGCAACAGAGAUGGGCAGCCCAGGCUGUGAAUUGGCUCUACCCAAGCCAGUGGAGUUGGUGGUGGACUCUAUGUGUUUAGAGUGCGGGCAACUGCAUCGGAACAGUGAGAACCACUUGUACAACUAUCGUCUGGAGGUGGAUGAUGACCUAGUGUGCCACAUCUGCCUGCAGCCUCUGGUGCAGCCUCUGGACACACCCUGUGGGCACACCUUCUGUGCCCGGUGCCUCCGCAGUUUCCUUCAGGACCGAGACUUCUGCCCCCUUGACAGGGCCCAUCUGCAGCUGCAAGCCUGCCGCCGCUCCAGCAUCCUGGUGCACAAGCUGUUGGAUAAGCUGUCUGUGUCGUGCCCUUUGACCCCAGUGUGCUCUCUCAGCAUGCCGCGAUGUGACCUGGAGGCUCAUCUCAAACACAGGUGUCCUGGGACAAGGUGCCAGCAGACUAGUGUGGACGGACCACGUAGUGAAAGUGGGGAUGAACAAGUAAUGGUGCCAAGCCCUCCCAGAUCACCACAGUCCCCACAGACUACCAUCAGAGAGGGCAGCCCCUCCCCACCCACCAGAACCAGUAAUGCCUCUAACAACGGGCCAGUGUGGACUGAAGACGCUGGCCUUGACAACCCUGCCUUUGAGGAGAGCACUGAAGAAGACAGUGUGGUGGGUUUGGAGUGUGUUGUCCCCAGGGUGAAGCGGCCCCUUAGUAACCCCUGCAUCCACCUCCUCCGCUCCGUCAGUUCCACCUCAUCUGGGUGGGACUGUCCCGAAUCACCACCCCUGUCAGCAGAAGAAGGCUGUGUGAAGCUGCCGUCUCUUCCUGAAGGGGAGAUUACGGCUAUAGAAGUACACCGUGCCAACCCGUAUGUGGAGCUGGGCAUCAGUAUCGUGGGGGGAAAUGAGACACCCCUCAUCAACAUUGUAAUUCAGGAAGUGUACAGAGAUGGAGUCAUUGCUCGAGAUGGGAGACUGCUCGCUGGGGAUCAGAUUCUACAGGUAAACAAUGUGGACAUCAGUAAUGUUCCACACAGUUUUGCCCGCUCUACUCUAGCUCGGCCUUGCACCACCCUGCAGCUGACUGUGCUGCGUGAGCGUCGCUGUGUUUCACGAGCCCAUCCAUCCUCCUCCUCCUCCUCCUCCACCCCUGCUGUGCCCCAGGCCCCCUGCUCCACCCCUGAGGGCAACCCGUCCAGCCCCACCACCCUGAGGAUCACUCUGCACAAGCGCGACUCCUCUGAGCAGCUGGGCAUCAAGCUGGUGCGGAGGACUGAUGAGUCAGGAGUGUUUGUGUUGGACCUUCUGGAUGGGGGACUGGCAGCAAAAGAUGGUCGACUGCGGAGCAAUGACAGAGUGUUUGCUGUGAACGACCAGGACCUGCGGCACGGCACCCCCGAACAGGCUGCACAGAUCAUUCAGGCAAGUGGAGAGCGUGUCCAUCUGCUUAUAGGACGGCCAAGCAAACCAUCCCCACCACCAAAAUCAAACUCUACCAGAGAUCUCUACUGCCUUGAACACUUCCUGCCAAGUCACAGCACCUCCUCAAGUCCUGUACCCUCACACCUUUCUCGCAGCAGCACCCACAGAGACAUGUCCAAAUGUCUUUCGUGUAAAGAGAAACACAUCACAGUAAAAAAGGAGCCCCAUGAAUCACUGGGCAUGACAGUUGCGGGAGGUCGUGGCAGUAAGAGUGGGGAGCUGCCAAUCUUUGUCACCAGUGUCCAGCCACAUGGCUGCCUAUCCCGGGAUGGAAGGAUCAAACGAGGGGACGUCCUCUUAAGCAUCAAUGGACAGGACCUGACCUGCCUGAGCCACAGUGAGGCCGUGGGGACUCUGAAGGCUUCUGCAGCAUCUCCGUCAGUGCAAUUGCGUGUGCUGGAGGUCAGUAUGGUGGAGGAACAUGACCAGCUGCUUCCGCACUCCCACGACAGUGACUUUGAUGCCAACUGGUCCCCCUCAUGGGUUAUGUGGCUUGGCCUGCCCAGUUACCUCCACAGCAGUCAUGAAAUUGUGCUGCGCAGGAGUCACCCUGGGAGUUGGGGCUUCAGUAUUGUUGGGGGAUAUGAGGAAAGCCAUGGAAACCAGGCCUUCUUCAUCAAAACCAUUGUCCUCGGGACACCAGCGUACUAUGAUGGACGCCUCAAGUGUGGAGACAUGAUUGUGGCAGUAAAUGGCCUGUCGACUGCGGGGAUGAGUCACUCUGCCUUAGUGCCCAUGUUGAAGGAACAGAGGAGCAGAGUGGCCCUUACAGUGGUGUCCUGGCCAGGCAGCCUGGUAUAGGCAUGGGUCUCUGGUCCCUCUGAACACGGUGGAGACCUGGCUGUGCUGGGUCUUAUUCAGGACCAAAAGCAUUGAGACUGUUUGAGCCACAGGACGGCAUGUCCAGGUGGACCUAUUCCAAAUUGUGCCACAUCAGACUGCAUUCACACUUAGCUGUGUUUGUUCCUCUUGUGGGGAGCAGGUAGUGCAACAGUUAGUUUGUGCUGUUCUCAUUUCACUGGGCAGUGCAGACCCAGGGCUCUGCAGGUGGAUGCACAGCUGACAGAACCACAGACAAGUGCUGUAUCCAACCCUGUCAGCCUCACCUGGGGCUCACUGCCCAAAGCCUCAUCAUGAACCAGCUCCUCACUCAGCUGCACUUUUAUA
Messenger RNA from Boleophthalmus pectinirostris (great blue-spotted mudskipper), 2909 nucleotides. RefSeq names its product ligand of numb-protein X 2a (gene lnx2a). The record is from RefSeq and is a predicted model, not a curated record. The coding region runs from base 285 to 2543 and encodes 752 amino acids. Lineage: Eukaryota; Metazoa; Chordata; Actinopteri; Gobiiformes; Gobiidae. The transcript is spliced from 11 exons. Gene Ontology annotation, molecular function: protein binding; metal ion binding; ubiquitin-protein transferase activity.